GCACGGGAGACCGAGGGGAGGGGGUGGGGACGGUGGGGAGGAAGGAGGGGGAAAGGCACCAACCAGCAGCCGCUCCAGCCCUGCCGAAGUUUCACUUUUUGUCUGUGGGUUCGCUCCCGGGCCCCGCGCGAGCUUUCCUGGGAUAAGUAGCUUUAGCGAGCGGGGGAGAGCCAGGCGCUGCAAGGUAAGGGCUGGCUGCGCGGCCGGGGGCGCGGGGCGCGGUGCGGGGCGCGGGGCCGGGCCUGGGGACAAUGGGAGGGGGAGUGCCUGGGCACCUCCUCCUUCUCCGCUGCCUCCGCCUCCAGCCGCCGCCGCCGCCGCCGCUGCCCCGGCCGCCUCCUCCCCGAGGUGGGAACAUUGAGGAAACAGAACUGAAGACAGAAUCCGGUCACCUGAUUCCAGUUUAGUGCUUUCUCCGUUCUACAGGACACUCAUCAGAGGGAAGAUAUUUUUCCUCAGUUGACAUUAGCAUUGCAGUUUGCUGAACCUUGUGUCCACUGAUCAUUCCAAGAGCUAGCUGUCCAAGAUUCAACAAUGUCUCACCCAUCUUGGCUGCCACCCAAAAGCUCUGCUGAGCCCCUUGGCCAUGUGUCUGCACGGAUGGAGACCACCCAUUCCUUUGGGACCCCCAGCAUUUCAGUGUCCACACAACAACCACCAAAGAAGUUUGCCCCAGUCGUUGCUCCAAAGCCCAAGUACAACCCAUACAAGCAACCUGGCGGUGAAGGUGAUUUUCUUCCACCCCCGCCUCCACCUCUAGAUGAUUCCAGUGCUUCUCCAUCGGGCUCUGGGAACUUCCCUCCUCCACCUCCCCUUGAUGACAGUGCUUUCAGGGCACAGGGAAAUCCUGGAGGCAAGACCCUCGAGGAGAGACGCUCGAGCCUAGACGCUGAGAUCGACUCAUUGACUAGCAUCUUGGCUGACCUGGAGUGCAGCUCCUCCUACAAGCCUCGGCCUCCACAGGGCUCUACUAGCUCAACAACAGCUUCUCCUCCAGUCUCCACCCCUGUCACAGGACAUAAGAGAAUGGUCAUACCAAACCAGCCCCCUCUGACGGCAACGAAAAAGUCUACAUUGAAGCCACAGCCUGUACCCCAGGCUGCACCCAUCCCCGUGGCUCCAAUUGGAACACUAAAACUCCAGCCUCAGCCCGUCCCAGCCUCCUACACUACGGCAUCUACCCCUUCAAGGCCUACCUUCAAUGUGCAGGUGAAGUCAGCCCAGCCCAGCUCUCAUUACAUGGCUGCCCCUUCACCAGGACAAUUUUAUGGCUCAGGACCAGGGACCCAGGGCUAUAACACUCAACCAGUUCCUAUCGCUGGGCAGGGUCCACCUCCUUCUACACGGGGAGGCAUGGAUUAUGCGUAUAUUCCACCAGCAGGACUUCAGCCUGAGCCUGGGUAUGGGUAUGCCCCCAACCAAGGACGCUAUUAUGAACCCUAUUGUGCAGCGGGGCCUGGCUAUGGGGGCAAAAAUGACUCUGAUCCUGCCUAUGGUCAACAAGGUCACCCAAAUACCUGGAAGCGGGAACAAGGGUAUACUCCUUCUGGCACCGGGAACCAGAACCCUGCUGGGAUGUAUCCAGUUGCUGGUCCCAAGAAGACUUAUAUCACAGAUCCUGUUUCAGCCCCCUGUGCACCACCACUGCAACCAAAGAGUGGACAAACAGGAUCCAUGGGGCCUCCGGCUGUCCCCUCCUCAUUCCGCCCUGAAGAUGAGCUCGAGCAUCUGACCAAGAAGAUGCUGUAUGACAUGGAAAAUCCACCCGCCGAUGAAUACUUUGGCCGCUGUGCUCGCUGUGGGGAAAAUGUAGUAGGGGAAGGUACAGGAUGCACUGCCAUGGAUCAGGUCUUCCACGUGGAUUGUUUUACCUGCAUCAUCUGUAACAACAAGCUCCGAGGGCAGCCCUUCUACGCGGUGGAGAAGAAAGCCUACUGUGAGCCCUGCUACAUCAAUACCCUGGAGCAGUGCAGCGUGUGCUCCAAGCCCAUCAUGGAGCGGAUUCUCCGAGCCACUGGGAAGGCCUAUCAUCCUCACUGCUUUACCUGUGUGAUGUGCCACCGCAGCCUGGAUGGGAUCCCGUUCACCGUGGACGCUGGCGGCCUCAUCCACUGCAUCGAAGACUUCCACAAGAAGUUUGCCCCCCGCUGUUCUGUGUGCAAGGAGCCUAUCAUGCCAGCCCCCGGCCAGGAAGAGACUGUCCGGAUUGUGGCUCUGGAUCGCGAUUUCCAUGUUCACUGCUACCGGUGUGAGGAUUGUGGUGGUCUCCUGUCUGAAGGAGAUAACCAAGGCUGCUACCCUUUGGAUGGACACAUCCUCUGCAAGACCUGCAACUCUGCCCGCAUCAGGGUGUUGACCGCCAAGGCUAGCACUGACCUUUAAAUCCAGUCACCUACGUAGCGGUUAGUUGGUGGCUCUGAGAAGGAUGAAACACAAGAAAAAUAUAAGAAGAGAAAUAGGAAAAGAGAGGAAGGGCAAUCAAGCUAUGGGAUGGUCUCUACUUCAUCCACUAUUAACCUUUCUUUAGAAACACAUAGAGCAUGAGAUUUUUUAAAGUUCUUACCAGAUACACAUUUCACAUUUAAUCAUGUAGGACCUUGAUGGGCCUUUGUUCCCAAGGACUUGCACAUUUUUGCACGGAUUAUGCUCCAUCCCAUUCACUUCUGCAUUCCUUUAACUUUUAAUCCCUAUGUUUGUCUCACUUUUCAUCUGGUUGAAUGGCUUUUUUUAGUGUGGUAUUUGCUGUCACACAGUUUUUCCUGGGUGAGUCUGCCAACUCACAGGUGCUUUUAGGAUUGGAGGCUCCAUCCUAUCACUUCCACACUGCCAGCGAGCAUAAGAGAUAGCCAUUCUUUUUCUGUGUUUUGAAAAAUACAUGUUUCUGUUGCUGUAAACUAGUCGUGUUCCUUGGGGAAAAAAAUGCACAAUUAUGUGUCAGGCUAUAAAGAAUUUAAGCUGUAAAUUACAUAGGUUAAAAGAAGCCCACAUUGAAUUUGCAGCAACCCUAAUUCAAAAUCUAUAAUGACCAGUGUUUGGGGCUCAUUUGAAAACAAAUACUGGUGAGAGAGAACCAAACUUCAAUAUUUUUCUAAAGAAAUUACAGAUAGGGUAUGCUGGAUAAAGCAUUUGGGGGUUAUAUUUGAAAAACUCAUUAUUACCCCGAAAUAUUAUCUUAAGAUUUUCCUUUUCCAUGCUACCUGGACAUAAUAAUAUGGACAAACUUGGUUUUCUCUAGAAUAUAACAUUUCCAAUACUGUUCCGCUUUUCAUGUCAGAAAUAUUGCCUUUUUUUUUUUUUUAAUAUCCAAACACAAGUACCAAAAUUGACUUCUUCUCUAGAGGAAAAUAGCUAUAAAGAGCAGUUUAAAAUUUUUUUUUCCAGGCCCAGGUCCUUUUUGCCUGACAGUUGCAAAUCAGGGCACAUAAAAUUGUGUUAGUUUUGUGUAGUUUACUUUAAAAAGACAGGAAAGCUUGAAAAGCUUGUGAAACCACAGUUUCAUUAUUCUUAUAAUCCUUCUACAACUCAAAUUACAUACACUGCAGAAGACAUUUUCAUAUCAUCGAUGUGACAUUUACACCACACUUUCAAAGACAAUCACUGAAAAAAAAUCGCCUUGUUGAGCUAAAAAUAUGCAGAGUCUCUGCCUAGAAUCUUUAUUCAAAUUCUUAUUGGGCAGUGAAAUGCUUGCUUGCCAGCUCCAGGACCGCAUAUACUUUAUUACGUUUUAACAUGUUUCUUUUAAGGAAAGACAUUUCUCUUAGUAGCAGGUUACCGUUUUGUAAACUAAUUAAGUAUCUUGGAUUAAGAUUAGUUAAAACUUUCUUCAAAUUUUUCACAAGUAUAUACUUUUAAAUUAUGAAGUAUUUUAAAUAUACACAAAAGUAUAAAUAAUAAUAUAAUGAAUCUCUGUGCCACCCAGUUUAAGAAAUCAAAUAUAACAAAUAUAGCUACAUUCCCCUGUAUACCCUUCCCUGAUUCCACAGAUAGUUUUUUCAUGAUUAGAAAGUGAUAACGUUUUCUAGUCUGACUUUUGUUUCUAAUUUUUCAUUUUAACACUCAAAAAUGAAAAAUUGUGUGUGUUUUGAAUUGCAACACAGGCCUCAAGAGUCCCAAUUAAAUUUAUUUUACUUUAGUAGGAAUAAUCAUAAAGGUGGUUGAUUUUUUUUUUUUUUUUUUUUU
Messenger RNA from Kogia breviceps (pygmy sperm whale), 4179 nucleotides. RefSeq names its product LIM domain containing preferred translocation partner in lipoma (gene LPP). NCBI's taxonomy places the organism in Eukaryota, Metazoa, Chordata, Mammalia, Artiodactyla, Physeteridae. Gene Ontology annotation, biological process: cell-cell adhesion. Gene Ontology annotation, cellular component: focal adhesion; stress fiber. The record is from RefSeq and is a predicted model, not a curated record.